AGACCAACAAAACAAAUUAAUUAUUUUAUUAGCCUAGACUUUUGAGGUUUAAUUACUUAAGAGUAUACAAAUAAAAAUAUAUAUAAUACUUUACCAUUCUAGUAUAUGUAAAUUAUGUAUAAACUAAGAACUAUUUGAUUUAUUAAAUGAUAAACCACAAAACUUAUAAUAAAUAGUUCAAAUCUCUCAUUCUUACAAUUAUAAUAGUUAGACAGGAUAUUAGGGAGAAACAAUAUUAGACGAAUGAUCAAAUCUCUCAUUCUUCGAAUAAACUCAAAAGGAGGUGAUUGAGACUUGUCAUGAUAUUUCAUUAAAAACUUUUUAGGAAUAAAAAUCAAGACUAAAUUAUUUAACCUGAAUCAAAUCUUAAAUAAAGUUGACAAUGCUCUCUUCUCCUGCGUCCACGUCAUCAGGUAGAAGGGGGCAUUUUACACCACCUAUCAUCUCAGUUUUUAAUCAUUUCGUGUUUGUGUUGAAUGGGCCAGGUAUAGGUAUUGUACCUAAAAAAUUAAUUGGGCUCUGAUACUGCUUUUCCUACAGGCCCAGAUAAUAGCUUUUCUCUUUUGUUGCGGCCGCGGACGCUCACGGUCCAACUUCUCCUCUUCAUUGAUGAUUCUGAGAAAUGUCUGCAAUUUUGACAUUCAAUCAACUACGACCACUUCUCGAGCUUCAAUCCUCUUCAAUUCAUCGAUAUAAUCUUUUUAGACUCUCUCUCUUUCUGCCGUUCGGUCUCCUCUGGGAGAUGUCAAGUCUGUACGCUUUGUGGAUUUUUUCCUUUAAUCUUCGCUUGAGAUUUACUGGUAAAUUUUCUCAUCUGGAUCAUUUGGUUUAAAUGAAUGAUGAAAGAAAGAAAUUUUAGAAUUAUACCUUAUGGGUAUAGAAAAUAAUCUGUCAUUUUGAACUCUCUUUGUGUAUAUUUCUCAGCUCAGAAAAGUCAAAUUUUUUUGACUGAUAAACAAAUGCAGUGUAUAUAGACCUACAAGUUUAACUUUUGGGCACUCAUACUCCAUGGGAAGAUUUAUUCCCGACAGACAUCUCCCUUGAAAAGAGCCUCCGUCAAUAGAGCCUCCAUGAUAUUCUCGCCGACGAUCAUUAGAUCCCUCGCAGCCUCCCUGUUGCGUAAGAUCUCUAUCUAUCAGUUCAUUAUAUUCUCAAUACUCUUACCAUUUUCUCAUGAUCUGAUUUUGUUGUUUGACAGUAGAAAUUUUGUAUAUUUAAGUUGUUCGAUAGAUUGUCGCUAAUAGCUUCCUCACUAGAACAAUUGCAAAUUUGGACCUCACUGAAACUCUUCAUCUUAAAAAAAAAAACACCGCAAACAUGAAGUCCAACAUCUAAUUGUGCAACGACCAUCAGAUUCAACCAUUGAAGAAUCAGUUUGAUUUACUACAAGAAACAAUCUUUAGGUGACCCGAUCUCUUACCUUCUACCAUGGUUGCCAUCAUGUUUGCUUCUAUCGAAAUUACUUCUUUCCCUACACUAAUAGCCUUACCAACAUCAGUUUCCUUUUGACCAAUAUAUCGAGGUAUUUGCUUAAUGAUCUAGACCAGGUUUUGGACAAAAAUAAAAUUUCCCGUUGUUCACUUUGUCUCAGGUGAUUUGGCAAGGAAGAGCCUAAGAGAUUGAUUCAUUCCUUUUAGCUCCAGGUUUCUCCUAGAUACGUCACGUUAUACUUUACCGGAUCUUUUGCUUCGAUGUAGCAAUAGUAGUUGGUGGCCUUCCCAGGGUAGAUAUCUUUUAUUAUACUACUUUUUCAAAAGAAACAAAAUGUGUCCUUUGUUAAUGUUGAGAUAUUACUGGUCUCAGAUUUGGGUGCCUCUGAUUGUUUUUCUUAUUAAUAGAGACGUGGUGUGGAGAAAUAGGGUCUUGAAGAAAACAACACGGGCUAAAGCAUAUAAACAAGGGGUUAUUGUAUAUUUCUUUAAUUCUUUGACUGUAUUUUUUACUGAACAAUAUUGGAUUCAAAAGGUCUGACUUUUCUAAAAAAAUGUAUCUUUCCGUACAGGAACAUGUGUGUUUGUACGUGCUGAGCAUACUAUUGACUCUUCACUUGCUAGGGUAAUCUGUAUAAACACAGACAAUCUACUUCUAUCACAACCUAAUUGGUGCGAACAAGCCCUUAGUCAUGUGGAAUGGAUACUUUAAUCCGAAUUGGUUCGGUUGAUGUUAUUGUUGCUGAUAGUGUAAUUAAGGUGAUUCAUAUGAGAUUAAUAAUGGAUCGAUGAGUUUGGUCGGAGCCAUUUAUCUCCUCACGGUUUAUGUUAUUUUUUUCAACAAGGACCCCUUGAGGAUGAGAUGGGCGAUGCUCAUAUGAUUAUCCAAGCCGGUAAAGUUUUAUCGACACCCUAAAUAUUCGAUCCUUUUUAUUUUCAAAUGCUUAGAGUAUUUUGACUUCAUGUAUCCAAAGACUCAUCCAUGACUGAUCAUUAGUUAAAAUGUAUGUUUUUCUUUGACAUAAAAGCUACUUGUCUUGAACUUCAAAAGGAUGGUAGUAUUGAAAAGAAAAGGCUCGCCAAGGUAAUAAAGAAAACAGUAAAAACUCGAGGAAGAGACGUCACUAACCAAUCGCAGAGUCAGUACAUUACCUAUAAGUUCAUGUCAUUGUUGUUGAUUUUUUGGGUAGUUAGGUUCAUGAAAUAACAAUACACUUCUCUAUACAGCAGAUACCAGAUCAUGAAAGAGUGUUUUGUGGAGAAGAUAGCAAGAGUCAUCGUAGAAUUUUUAAUCAGCGGAUGAUAACACAUCUUGGUAUGGUUUAAAAGAAGCUAAAUGAGAAACUAUCUAUACCGAAGGUAAGCAUCUAGAGUACUUUCACUUGCAAUCAUCAAAUCUAAAGCAUAUCUUUGUUUCGUCUGUCUUUUAGUUGGAUGAAUGCACCAAUCUGACCAACUUUGAUUCUCCACCUUACUAUCUCUUGAUCUUUAACUUUUCUUUUAAGGUUAAAUCUCUCCUUCCACACUAAUGCAGCUGAAAGCAAGUAUGAAUCUCUAUUUACAUUAGUUGAAGUUGUUGGGUAGUUAGGAAAGGAGAGAUUUAUUUUCUUGGAAAUUAUUGUGAUAUUAUGACAUUGUUAAUUUAUUUUGCAGAAUUUGUCACAACUGGCUUUGUUCAGUUACGAUGGGUUAUUGCAAAAGGACUUAGCGAGGGGGAGGAGGAGGCUCACCUUUUACUUGCCAUGGAACAGGGAGAUUUGCUGCAACUGUAAAAGCUGGAUUUAAUUCACCGGUGACCUGUUCGGCUGGUUUGCAUAUGCUUUGACCUUUUUAGCUGCUGCUGCUGCAACUACUCUGCUUUUUUCAAUCCCAGUUUUGUUACCUUAAAAUUUUAGGAUAACCAUUUAUGUAGUUUUGUCGUGAAAUCAUUUGGAAUGGUUUCAAACAUAAAUUUCAAAACUCAACGUGUAACACCAAAAAAAACAUACAUGCACACACCUCACGUCAAUUAGAUUCGUAUAUUAUUAUAUUGGUGUGUAUUUGAGGUUAAUGAAAAGAAUGACAGUUUAUGUCACACUCAAUGAGAUAAGCAUCUAUAUAGAAAAAAUUCAUAAUGAUGAGUUAAUUUAUGAGUAAAAAUCUGCUAAAACGAAUUGGAUAUAGAAUGCAAUUUAUGUAUUUUAACUUAAGAAGUAUGUCCAAAAGAGGCCUGAUAAAUUAUAACUUAUGACACAAACUUUAUCGGAUACCUAGCUGAGUCUAUGUCAGGGCUGUUAAACAGUCUCGCUUCUGCUUCCACUUCCCAUUCCUUCUCGCCGACGACGUCACGAACUUAGAGUAAUGAUAUUCAAUCAACUUAUCCCACUAAUUCCGCUAUGUCGCCUUCAAUGCAUCUUACUUGAUUCAGUAUAUAUACAUGGUCUGCGAUCACUAGCCUAAUCCUUCUCAUCCUCCCAAUUUUUAAUUGUUGUUCUCUCUGCAAGGUUCUUCACUCCAAGGUAACAUAAUUUCAGUUUGAUUUCUCUCCACUAAUGAUUUUGAAGUCAUAAUUUCUUAACAUAUACAAUGAUGUAUCUGCAGCUGUGAGAUUUCCUUAUGAACGGUGGUCGCAAAUUUGAUUCCGUACAGUAAGUUUUCAUAGCUUCCAUGAGUUUAAACGUAUAGUAUGUGAUGAUGGUCGAACCUGUAGUCAUAACUUAUGAGAAAGUACGGUUUUAAUCAGCUUUUUUGGUAAUUUUAUUAUUUUCCCAACAAUUUUUUGGGAUUCGAUCAGGAAUCGAACCUGUAGUCAUAUAUUAAUUUUGUUACUUUCCAAAGCACAUAUGUAUCAAGAUGUGCUUAUAUACAAAGAGAGAAAUUCUAGAGGUGAUGUUAGAUACAUAUGGAUGCACACUAAUUAGUCAAAAACAACUUCAGUUUGUUUCAUGAUAGUUUCAACGCACUGUGCGAGAAUAUAUGUUUUUAGAUACGGUAGAUUCCUACAGAAAGGAAAUGGCGGAAAUGCGUUUUUGUUUUUUUCUCCAUGCACUUGGAUUAACAUAUUAUCGUCUAAGGAUGUGAAAUUUUUUAUUGUCCAUUUAAUAUUUUGUAUACGUUGGUAUCUUUGAUCUGUCUAGCAACAAUAAUCUAUUUUGUUUUCUUUGUAACACUACAAGAAAACACGGAUUUUGCUACUGAUUUUCCUGACUGAGGCUGCAGUCACUAAAUUUACGGACUGUUUAACGACUGAUUAGCGACUGAUUUACGACCCAUAAAUUUCAGGCGAAACAGUCGCUAAAUAACGACUAAAGAAAACAGUCACCUUUUAGUCGUAAAUUAGCGACUAAAGUGUGACUAAUAUGUAGUCGGUAAACAACAGUCUUUAAUCAGUCGUUAAUUUAGCGACUGAUUACCGACUGAAUAUAUCAGUCGCAAAUCAGAAGGAAAACAGUCGGUAAAUAUUAUCGUAAACCUAAAUCUGAUACCCAAAACCCUGAACAUUUUUAAACUCUAAACUUUAAAUAUAAAUCUUGAAACUCUAAAUUUUUCACACAAUAAAUAUUAAUCCUAAAAUUUAAACUAUAAUAAAUUAUAUUCCCUGUAAGUUUCUAAACCCCAUACACCAAAUCAUUCUCCUUACAUUCCUCCUUGCAAAAGUUAAAUAAAAAUGUUAAACUAAUUUGCCAACUUAUCCAAAUAGCCAUGAUUCUGUCACAUUUGUUUCACGACUAGUUAAAUCCCUAAACCCUAAACAUGAUUCUUAAACCCAAAACACCAUGUAUAAAGUUUAUGUUACUAUAAUAUAGUUAGAGACUCUAUUGAAAGUUACAUGUUUAAAAAUUCAUAUCAUAACUUCAAAUUUGGAACUUAACCAUAAAUUAUACACAAAUUUUCCCAAUCCUUAUCCUAACCUCAAGUUCUAAAUUUUAAACUUUGUAUCUAACUCAUUAGUAAUCUAAAUUUUAAACUUUAUAUUAGCUACAAGUUCUAAAUUAAAAUUUUAUAUCAAACACAUAAGUAAUCUUAAAACUACACAAAUAAGAAAUGGACGACAACAAAAUACAAGAGACGUUACAAAUACUUUAACAAAGAAGUUAGAAAGAGUUCACUAAAAAGUAAAAACACGCAGAUCACUACCCACACCGUUGAUUUAGUUCACGCGGAUCACUACCCACACCGUUGAUUUAGUUCAAUCAAACGGUGAAAACGUCUUCGUACUUUAUUCUUCUUCCCCGUCAUUGUUUCUUUUCUUUCUUUCUUUCACAUUCUUCUGCAAACAGAAAAAUGUUUCUCUUUCUUCUCCUAUGUUUCUUUACUUAAAAAAGGAAUCUCUUCAUCUCCGAUCUAUAUCUCUGCGUCUCUCCUCCUCUCCAACUGUCUUUCUCCCCGGCUCCUCCUCUCCUCGACGCAUCGACGGUCUUCUCUUCCUCUCCACGAUGCAUCAACGGUUAUCUCCUCUAUGCGAAUCAAGAUCUUACUUUGCCACUGCCAUAUUUAUCUGAAAAAUGGGAAAGAGCAGGAAAGAAGUGAAGAUGUAAGAUGGGUGCCCUGAAGUAGUCGCUGACGUAGUUGCUGAAGCAGACGUCGGGUUAAGUGGUGAAGACCAUGUGGAGUCAAGAUGCUGAGCUGGAGUCGUGUAGACUUGGAGAGCAAGGGAGUAUCUUGGAGAUAUGGAAAGAGGAAUAAACUUGAGGAGCAAGUUUAUGACUUAAAGAAAGAGGAAUAAAUGCAUUCCAAGAAAAGGAAAGUUGCACUUAUUGUUAUGGAAGAUGUCCAUACAUGUUGCCUUGGAGACUAGGGUUUCGGGAACAUGGAGAAUAACUAUAAGAUAGCUAUGGGGUCGUCUGUAUAGAGACAGAGACACGGAGGCUGAUCUUAUAGAGAGAGAGAGAGAAGUUCUUGGAGGUGUUCUUGGGUCGUGCUGAAGCAGUGGCUGAAGUACUUGACGGAGAAGAGACAUAAGCGGGUAGCUUAGGAAUCUGUCAGUAGCGUGUGUUAGGGUGUUAACACUAGACGUGUAAAAGCUGAAUAGUGAAUAAGCAAGUCUUGUAAAGAUUGUUUAAAGGAGAUUCUAAUAAAAGCUUUGGUGUUUGCUUGUGUAUUUGUCUCUUGAUUUAUCUUCUGCACUACCUUAUUGUGUUUGCAUCUUGCACUUACAAGUGGUAUCAGAGCGGGGCACCUAAGUUACCGGUGUUAUCCUGAAGGUGAAGAUGGACACGAUUAUUUCUGUGCAGAAGGCGAUCGUGUUGAAUGCGGACCAGUAUGGUCAUUGGAAGGCUCGCAUGAAGCAGAUGAUUCGAGGAAUCAAUCAAGAUGCGUGGACAGCUGUGGAGAUUGGUUGGGGGGAGCCUACCAUAGUCACAGGAGGUGAGAAGAAGCCUAAACCAAAAGAGGAUUGGUCAGAGGCAGAACGCAAUGCAUCAAAAUUUAAUGCAAAGGCGUUGUCGGUGAUUUUUGGAGCUGUUGAAGCAGAGCAGUUUCAGCUGAUUCAGGGGAGUACUUCGGAUAAAGAGGCGUGGGAAAUCCUGCUGAAUUCGUUUGAAGGAGAUGAGAGUGUCAAGAGGACACGUCUAGAUCAUCUUGGGUCACAGUUUGAGAAUCUCAGGUGGUCUGAUAAUGAUUCUGUGGCGAGCUUCAGUGCCAAACUCAGUGCUAUGGCACAUGAAGCAUUUGUACUUGGGAAGAAGUACAAGGAGAAGAAGCUGGUAAAGAAGUUACUACGCUGUCUUCCAACAAAGUUUGGAGCUCACAAGGCGGUUUUGCAGAUGACUACAAACACGGAUGAGCUCAAGUUUGACAAGCUUGUGGGUAUGCUGAAGGCACAAGAGAUGGAGACAGACAGUAGUUCAGUCUCUACAUCAAGCAGUGCGCCAAGGAGUGUGGCGCUUGUAGCUGACAAAGAUACUGAUAGGUUUCAGAAGAUUGAAGAUGACAUUGGUAUGCUGGUCAGGAAUUUUGGUAAGAUGAAUUCUUCUAGUGGGAGGAAUCAGUAUGAUCGCCAGGGAGGUGAUCGUGGCAAUGGCAGAAGGAGAGAAAGUCUCAGGUGCUAUGAGUGUGGAGGCGUUGGUCAUAUAAGGGCUGACUGUCCUGUAGCACAACAGAGAGAACUUAAGUGUUCUGAGUGCAGAGGUGUUGGACACACACGGCGUGAAUGUCCGAACUCAAAGAAGGAGAAAGGAGUUCCAUUGCAGUCGUCUGAUGAUUCAGAGUCUGAAGAAGAUGGAAAGGUGAUAAAGAACCUUGUUGCAUUUGGUGCACGCAAGGAGGGAUCUAUUAAGUCCUCUGAUUCAGAUCUCAUCACAGAUGAUGAGGAGUAUCAUGUGCUGCUUAACAAGUAGUUGAGGGUCAAGGAUCAGAAUCUGAGAUUGGAGGAUAUGGCUCAGAAGCAGAACGAGUUGCUUGAAGAACUUCGUGAAGAACUUGCGGCUGUGAAUGAGAAGAAUGAGUCUCUUGAGCAGGAAAAUAGCAAGCUGGGGAAAGUUGCUAUUGGUGAACAAGAGAGAGCAAGGAUGCUGGAACGUGAUUUGGCUGAGAAUCGCAAACAGAUCAGGAUGCUUAACAGUUGAUCCAAAGAGUUAGAUAAGAUACUCUCGAUGGGUCAACCAGCCAAGGCGAAUUGGGGACUGGGAUAUCGAGGAGCUGAGAGUACUAAGGAAGUAAAAUAGAAGGGGCUAUCACAUUUCGUGCAUGGGAGCACAUCAAAAAGUGGAGCCAAAGGAGCUUGUCAGGAAGUACGUCGGGACGUACGACAUGGAGUAAGGCAGGAAGUUCUACAGCGCGCAGCUGUGAGUAACAAGCCAAAAGUAGUACAUCAGUGCAACAACACGAAGGUUAGACAGGAGGUUCUGAAGCAUGGUUGUGUAGCUGGUACAAGGAAAGAGACUGAUCGGUGCAUCAGCAACUGUGUCAGGCCAAGCAAGAAGCAACAUCGGAUGUGUUGUUGGUUCUGUGGGAAGGUUGGACACAAGAAGGUGGAGUGUUUUGCUCGUGAAAAGAGCAGAAACAUGGCCAAGAAGGUGAACAAGACGUUCACUAAGCCCAGGAGGGUUGAAGAGGUGUCCUUAGCCAAGAGUGGCUUACUUGAUGAGAUCAAGGAUGAGACAUCAGAAGAUGGAUGCAGCUCUGUUAGGAGUGAUCUUCAGGAAGAUCAAGAAGCAUCAAGCGUGGAGUCAGGACACGGAGUUGUCUAUGACACAAAGGGGAAGGAGAUCGAAGUGCGUCAGAAAGUGGUGCGAGAUGAUCUUCAGGGGUGUGAAAUCACUCCAAGACAAUAGCAACGAGUGCAGAGGGCACUCGGUGCGGAUGGGGAAGGGCUCAUGGUCAAGGAGACGACACAUGAAGGUAGCCAGGUCCUCAACAGAAGUGGGUAGAGAGGUAGCUCGACAGGUGCGUCAGAUCGUGAUGCAGUACUUGUUAUUCCGCUGCAGCAGGGGCUGUGUCAUGAUUAUACAUGAAGAAACAGACGGUAGGUCUGUAAAGCUUGACAUCUAAGCAUCUGUUUUAGCUUAGUAUGCAAUCAAGCAGGGGGAGAAUGGUGAUAUUCUGGUAUAGAGGAUGCAUAUCUCAUGGGGGAGAAAAGCAUGGUGUGGUGCACAUCUUGUGUGGGAGAAAAGCACAUUUGGUAUGAAAGUUUCCAGGUGAGGAACGUGGUUGAUGAACCAGAAGAGUGUUGUGCUUGAUCGGCAAACAAAGCUAAAAGGGGGAGAUUGAAGAUGUAAGAUGUCUGCCCUGAAGUAGUCGCUGACGUAGUUGCUGAAGCAGACGUCGGGUUAAGUGGUGAAGACCAUGUGGAGUCAAGAUGCUGAGCUGGAGUCGUGUAGACUUGGAGAGCAAGGGAGUAUCUUGGAGAUAUGGAAAGAGGAAUAAACUUGAGGAGCAAGUUUAUGACUUAAAGAAAGAGGAAUAAGUGCAUUCCAAGAAAAUUAAAGUUGCACUUAUUGUUAUGGAAGAUGUCCAUACAUGUUGCCUUGGAGACUAGGGUUUCGGGAACAUGGAGAAUAACUAUAAGAUAGCUAUGGGGUCGUCUGUAUAGAGACAGAGACACGGAGGCUGAUCUUAUAGAGAGAGAGAGAGAAGUUCUUGGAGGUGUUCUUGGGUCGUGCUGAAGCAGUGGCUGAAGUACUUGACGGAGAAGAGACAUAAGCGGGUAGCUUAGGAAUCUUUCAGUAGCGUGUGUUAGGGUGUUAACACUAGACGUGUAAAAGCUGAAUAAGCAAGUCUUGUAAAGAUUGUUUAAAGGAGAUUCUAAUAAAAGCUUUGGUGUUUGCUUGUGUAUUUGUCUCUUGAUUUAUCUUCUGCACUACCUUAUUGUGUUUGCAUCUUGCACUUACAAGAAGACUGACAGAGACGGAGCCGUCGAGAAAGCCAGUAUCACCACCGCCGCCGUCACGCUCGUCACCACCACCGCCGUCAUGCUGGAGCAACCUGACAGAGGAGGUUGCAGAGUUGGUGUGGUGAAGACGGAUGAUAGGAGCAAGAAGACAAUGUCGUUUAGAUUUAGAUUUAAUUUUCUUUUGUUUCGUUUUAGUGUUUUUAUUUUGGUUGUAAACCGAUUCUAGUAUAUAAAUUAAUUUUAAUUUAAAAUCAAUUAUCGGUUUAA
Molecule: messenger RNA, 10008 nt
Organism: Brassica napus (rape)
Lineage: Eukaryota; Viridiplantae; Streptophyta; Magnoliopsida; Brassicales; Brassicaceae
Exons: 2
Coding region: 6620-7747 (375 amino acids)
Molecular function (GO): nucleic acid binding; zinc ion binding
Source: RefSeq, a predicted model, not a curated record